Trichosporon asahii var. asahii CBS 2479 is the source of this 867-nucleotide messenger RNA. RefSeq lists its product as uncharacterized. The transcript is spliced from 4 exons. NCBI's taxonomy places the organism in Eukaryota, Fungi, Basidiomycota, Tremellomycetes, Trichosporonales, Trichosporonaceae. Gene Ontology annotation, cellular component: mitochondrion. The coding region runs from base 1 to 867 and encodes 288 amino acids. The record is from RefSeq and is a predicted model, not a curated record.
AUGCUUCGUAGGGCUGCUAUCAACUCCCCGGCUUCCGCUCUGCGGUCGCUGGUUUCGCCCUCCACUCGCUCCUUCCACGCCACCGUCAUCGCACGCGAUCCGCCGAAUAAGCCCACCUCCUCCGAGGCCGCCGCUACGGCUAAGGACGAGGAGCCUACCCCUUCUUCAUCGGGCCGUAGCCUUCUAGGAUCCAUCAUCUACGGCUCCGAGUCGGCCAAAGCCGAGGGUGAUGUGAGACUGCCGCCCGGGCAGCACUCUAAGAUCGUUGGCCGUGGCAAGUACGUGCACGAGAAGAUCACGCACGCUGUCAAGCCUGGGCACAGGGAUGCCUACAUCAAGGCGUGUGAAGAAUACUUUGCCACUCUGAUGCGGGACUCGAAGGACCUCGGAGGCGUCAAGCUGUGCGGCUCGUGGGAGACCAUUAUCGGAUCUGUCGGCAACUUCGUCCAUAUCCUCGAGCACGAAGGGUACGCUGGCUAUGACGAGACUCGCCGCCAGGCGCAGAAGAACGAGACCCUGCAGGCACACCUGAACGCCAUGCUGCCGCACCUCGAGUCCCGCCAGCACCAGAUGGUAUCGGAGUUCUCCUUCUGGCCUUCAUCGCCCCCGAAGGAUCACGGGGCUCCUGAUGGCGGAAUCUACGAGUUGAGGACGUACCAGCUGCGCCCAGGCAAGCUGCUCGAGUGGGAGACGGCUUGGCGCCGUGGAAUCGAAGCCAGGCGGCGCUACGUCGUCGGCCAGCUUCACGAGGUGCACCACAUCUGGUUCUAUCCCGACAUGUCGACCCGCAAGCAGCUCCGCGAGGCGGCGUGGUCUGUUAGCGGGUGGGGCGAGACUGUUCAGCAGGUUCGUGUCGACAAUCUGUAG